AUGACCAGUGUGUUUGAAUCCGAUGAAAUCCUCGCAUACUUGCUCAGAGGAGUCGGCUGGGGCUGUUGGCCCAAAGAAAGUUCUCCCGGAAUUGCGGCCCUUCACCGUCGUAACGGUAGUUCUAGUGCUGUUGGUUGCCGCAAGUUGGUUUUGUCAAAUGGCUUCGCCUUGUACAUCGUGGGCAGUCGCAGCUGCAGGAAGACCCUUCACCUCGCGACGACGCGACGUUGUUUCUGUAGACAGAAGACCUCGCGCGAAUUCGGACUCGUUGUUUCCGCACUCAAGCACACUCGUCAUCAUUAUCCGCGUUCCUUGUAUCUUGCGGAUUUUGGGUCUUUUGCUGGCUGCUGUGCCGACUUCCGGGUCGCCUUGAUCUCGUCCACCGACAGAGGAUUCGAAGUUCCGUGCUUCAAAACUCUGGAAAUAAGUAAAUUUUCCUAUUAUCUUUUGCGCUGUCAGAGGUAUUAAUG
This is a messenger RNA of Soboliphyme baturini, 470 nucleotides long. The record is from the annotation of a GenBank genome assembly. Lineage: Eukaryota; Metazoa; Nematoda; Enoplea; Dioctophymatida; Soboliphymatidae.